GGCCAAGGGGUGAUGUUUACAGAAAAACUAUUUCCCAUAAUGAAGAAAGACUUAAAACCUCGUAGUUAACAACCAUUAAGACCAUCUUGUUGCUGCUGUGUGUGUCUCCCUCCCUCCAUUACAAGAUGUCGACACCAUUGCAACGCGUCUGUGACUUCCCAAAUUUCACACAGCAGGCUUACAGAUAUGGGAUUGCACUUUCUUGCAUUGGUGUUCUACUCAAUUGGCUGGGUGUUGCUCAAGAGUACAUUGAGCCUGUCCGCUACCUAGGAGUUGGACUGGUCAUUAUCGGGUCCUUCCUCAUCAUUGCUGCCAUGUGCCGCUGGAUGUGUCUCACACCUCAUCCCAGCACCGUCCAUGAGGUGAAUCCUGAUGGAGCGGGUGACCUACACGUGAUCACCGUACCCAUGAGUCGAUCGCAAGUCACCUUACGCACACCAGGAACCUCGAGAGCUUCCCAGGGAAAGCCGCCAGAUUAUUUCUUAGUCACCGAAAAGCCACCGAGUUAUGAGGAAGCCAUGUCCAUGUUGCCACCGUAUUCAGCCACACGGUCAGGUUCCUUGCAGUUGAAUACAGAAGGCGGCCUGGAGGACUUCUUAGCUCCUCAUCAAGUACCUGAAAGCCAACCUGAAGGUGCCACUGGUGGGUCUUUACAACAGCCGAACAUGAGAAUGGAAACUGGCAAUCACGAAGAGUCGGAAUGUUCAGUUGGCCCAUUACCUCCUCCUCCAGCUUAUUCGAGCCAAGUAUCACUGUGUGCCUCACUGUCCACGGGCGGGAACAGUGACAAUUCGUGCCCGCCUCUGGAAGACAACACUAAUAACCUUGACACCAGCACUUACACACAGAUACACACACUAGAUGCUGGCAACCAAGGUGUCCCCACGUCACCAGUCCAUCCACCUGAAGUUAACACAAACGAACAAACUACUACUGAAAGCAUUGAACCUCCUGAGAAAUGCCCAAAGAUCGAUCAGACACCAUCAUCAACUGACAGUGGGAAUGACAAAUAGUUGACCUGUUAAGUGGAUGUUUUAUGAGUUGCAUCUUUGCACUUUACACAACACAUAAUCAUAAGAGAGUUAGACCUGUUAUGGAUAUAUUUACGAUGAAGAUACUGGUAGUGGAUACAUGGGUGGGGUAACAGAUGCAGGUUCAGUGAUAUACAGUAAUGCAAGAAAUGGUAUGGACUCGUGUCGUCCUUAAAGAAAUGACCCCCCUACUCCCCCCCUCAUAAAAAACUCAAAUCCCAUCAAGAAAAAGCUUAUGGCCAGACGACAUUAAAUUUCCUAUCCGUUAUCUCUCUGAAAGUCCUUUAUUACUUUGAUUUCUCUUUUUUCUUCUUUUUUAAGUUUCUUUUUUAAAGGAAAACUACAAGAAUUAUUUUGGUGCUAAGUGUAUAUACCAGUUGUACAGUGUUG
Messenger RNA from Homarus americanus (American lobster), 1421 nucleotides. RefSeq lists its product as uncharacterized. The transcript has 4 exons. The record is from RefSeq and is a predicted model, not a curated record. NCBI's taxonomy places the organism in Eukaryota, Metazoa, Arthropoda, Malacostraca, Decapoda, Nephropidae. Bases 126 to 1013 code for a protein of 295 amino acids.